UUCAAAAUUCAACUCGCCGCUAAUUCCACCAUUUUAAUAUAGGUGUUAAAACGUGCAACAAGAAGACAAAGAAAGUAGUUUUAUUAACAAGUGUUUUUGACAACAACUUAAACAAAUUUGUGUUGUCCAUCUCGAAAUUAGCAGUGGGCUAAUGUAUUUUUGAAGUAACUGAAAAGGCAAUUAUAUAUAUGAAGACUUUAAGGUUAUAGAACUCUUCAUAGACAUUACAGUUUUAUAAGAAACUUGAAAUACUUCAGCAUGGCACCAAAACCAAAUGGUUUUCUUAUGUUUAUGAAACAUUAUAAAAAAAGGGAAGAAAAGAGGGGACGUCAUUUUGAAGGUGGAAUAAGAGGCGUUCAAGAAGAUCCCCAAUGUAGUAGAGAGUGGCAGCAAUUAUCGAAAGCAGAAAAGGAUAAAUUUACACAAAUGGCGAAACAAUCGAAACAAGAUUCGAAGAAAAAAACCGGAACUGGCGAAUAUAUGGACGAUGUUCAAAGAGCAAAAAAGAAGGAAUUGGAUUUUGAAAGUGAAAUGAAUAAUGAAAUUGAGAAUACCGUUGCAAAUGGAAUGGAAAUGCAAGAUCUUAAUGUUAAGAAAUUUUUCUUUAUCCAUUCAAAUUGGUUUUAUACGAGAACAUUAGAAAGUGGUGAAUUUGAUUAUUUUCCUGCGGAAUUUGCUCUCGCUGAAUUCUCAUUGGAAUCUGGAGUGACAAAUAUAUAUCAUGAAUUAAUAAGAACUGAAAUCAUUUGCGGUUACACGAGAGAAGCAAUGGAAACAAGUCAAGAAACCCAUCAAAUACCAUGGGAUUUACCAAGUGCUGAGGAUCGUUUUGAUGUAAUGUGUGAUAAAAUGUUAAAGUUUCUUCGACCAUAUAAAGUAAAUGGAAAAUUUCCUCCUCUUUAUACAUCGAGAAAAAUGAAAGGACCUGUAAGAUCUCUAUUAAACAAAUUAACAGAGAGCAAAGGUCUUGCUGAGGAUACUCUUUUUAUUUAUGAUUUGGAGAUAUUAUUUUCUCAUCUUCGUAAUGCAGCUAAUAAACAAUAUGAUUUUAAAAUUGUCAUGGCUGAAUAUGAAUUGAUAAAAGAUACAUUUUCCUUUUUUUCUGGACUUGAUUGUAAAUAUCAUAAAAGUUUGGAUGGGACAAGUCAAUUUUGCAGUAUGUCAACAGUGAAAAGAUGGGCAUUUACAAUUUGUGAUUGUUGUUGUGAACAGUUGAAUAUAGAAAUGAAGGAAGGCAUUCAUUAUCCCAAAAAAGUGAUUGUUGACGCUGAGGAAAUUGCCGCAUCAUUGGAAUCACAAUUCAAUCAAUUGGCUAUCGAUAAUAUUAGCAUUAAAUCCAUGACUGGGGUGAGUAACAUGCAUAGAAAGAAAGUUUCAGAACGCACUGAAAGGGAAGAACAAAAAAGACGAAAUGAUAAGAAAACUAUAACUGUUAUUAAUUAUGCUGAAAACAAUUCAAAAACAAAAAAUCCUACUUCUUUUUCUGCUGCUGCUACUGCUUCCAAUUCAAUGCCUGAGGAAUAUCAACGACCUCUACGUCCACCAAAUACAAUUGCAGCGAUUAUUGGAGAUAGAAAUGGACCUUCAUUUAACGCUGAUGAUUUUCCAAGUUUGGGUGUUGCUGCUGGAAGAGGAAGAGGUCGUAGUACGAGGGAAAAUAAACCAACUGCUGGACGUGGUCGUGGUAUCGCUUUGUCAUAAAAGACAAACUCAAUUUUCACUACUUUUUUGUUAUUUUAAAAAUUAACAUACGAUCGAUAUAUAAUUUAAAAAAAAAAAAAUGUUUGCAGAAAAAUUUAGAAAUAUCUUUCAUUUUUUCAUAUGAAUGAGUUUUGCAAUUUAAAAAAUAGAAGGAUUUAUGUUACAAAUAACAUAUUUUACUGUACCGAAUUAUUCUCUGUAUAAAAAUAAAUAGAUAAAAGAAAAAAGAA
Messenger RNA from Leptopilina boulardi, 1931 nucleotides. Its product is annotated as protein maelstrom homolog. The transcript is spliced from 9 exons. Gene Ontology annotation, biological process: male meiotic nuclear division; piRNA processing; regulation of miRNA-mediated gene silencing. The record is from RefSeq and is a predicted model, not a curated record. Gene Ontology annotation, cellular component: P granule; nucleus. Bases 259 to 1701 code for a protein of 480 amino acids. Gene Ontology annotation, molecular function: sequence-specific DNA binding. NCBI's taxonomy places the organism in Eukaryota, Metazoa, Arthropoda, Insecta, Hymenoptera, Figitidae.